AUGGAAGGUGGGACGUUCACAAUCAGUAAUGGUGGUGUUUUUGGUUCAGUGUCUGGAACACCAAUCAUCAAUCCACCACAAUCAGCAAUUCUGGGGAUGCAUGGCGUCUUUGACCGACCGGUGGCAGUAGAUGGAAAGGUUGAAAUCCGUCCUAUGAUGACUAUAGCACUGACGUAUGAUCAUAGGUUAAUUGAUGGUCGCGAAGCAGUCACUUUUUUACGAAAGAUUAAAACUUCAGUUGAAGAUCCACGAACCAUUUUGCUAAAUUUGUAG
Molecule: messenger RNA, 273 nt
Organism: Brugia pahangi
Lineage: Eukaryota; Metazoa; Nematoda; Chromadorea; Rhabditida; Onchocercidae
Source: the annotation of a GenBank genome assembly